UUAUCGUAAUCUAGUAACUUGAAUACUAAGGCAGUUCCAAAGUCUGAACAACAAACAACUUUCGUGGUUGCACACUUUUUGUUAUAGUGAAUCACUAAACCGACUACGUAGGCAUGAAGAGAGGGAGAGAAGAGGGUGAGUUAGAGAUGGCUAAUUGUUUGAUGCUAUUAACCAAAGUUGGUGAGAGUGAAAGCAACCCAUCAAAGGGUGGAGAGUUAGAUAAUAUUGGUGGUUUUAAGUGCAAAACAUGCAAUAGAAGGUUCUCUUCAUUUCAAGCCCUUGGUGGGCACAGAGCAAGCCACAAGAAACCGAAGCUAAUGGUAACAGAUCUUUCGUGCCAUCAUGAAAACCAAAGCAUGAAACAACCUAGGAUGCACCCGUGUCCCAUUUGUGGGCUUCAGUUUGCUAUUGGACAAGCUUUGGGAGGGCACAUGAGAAAGCAUAGAAGUGUUGUCAAUGAUGGUUUGGGGACUCGUAAAGCUUCGUUGUCCAUCUUGAAGAAAUCCAAGAAUGCUGAAGGGAUGAAUUUGUGCUUGGACUUGAACUUGACGCCGUUGGAGAAUGAUCAUCUUAAGCUCAACCUCAAUUGUUUCAUUUGAUUGGAAUUUUUGUACACAAUGAGAUUCUUCUUCUUCUUCUUUUUUUUUUUUUAAUAUAUAUAUAGAUUGGUUUACUUUUGUAAUUUAUUAUCCAUACGUCUCAUUGGAGUAGUUCAUUUGUAGUCAUGUUGUGUUAAUAUGAAACUUCCUAGUUCUUAUCCCAUUCUUUGCUGAUUGCCUAA
Molecule: messenger RNA, 781 nt
Organism: Cajanus cajan (pigeon pea)
Lineage: Eukaryota; Viridiplantae; Streptophyta; Magnoliopsida; Fabales; Fabaceae
Product: zinc finger protein ZAT11
Biological process (GO): response to stress; response to chitin
Source: RefSeq, a predicted model, not a curated record